CAAAGUCAAUUAAGCACCUCAUAACAUUGAUUUCUGCAAUAAAUUAAGGGGCAACAGCAGCCUCUUCAAUUCAAUUCUACCCCUCUACUACCACCAACUUGCAAAUUGCACUGCUACCCAGUCAGUCAAGUACUCAAGCCAAGCCACUGGUAGUAUAAAUCAAGCGCCGUCUUGUUCAUCUUCUUGGGAGCCUACCCAGUAGCUAGUACUAUACUGUAGCUUUCUUUCUUUCUUUCAAGGAAAAAAAGGAGUGGUACUAGUAGCUGGGAAUGAUGGAGGUGGUGGUGGAGAGCAAGAAGCCAUGGGACCAGUUCAAGGAGGAUGUGGAGAUCAUGGAGGAAGAAACUGCCGCCGGGACGCUGCUCACGAGGGAGACCAAGAAGAAGCUGCUUGACUUUGGUGCCAAUGGCAAUGGCGCCCAUGUCAACGGAGAAGAAGAAGAAGAGGAGGAGCUCAAGGCUGAGGAGGUUCUUGAAGCGGAGGACCAGCAGCAGCAGCAGCAGCACAAGAGCAUCUUCUUCGAUCCAACCAAAGGAUUAUGGAAGUGCCGGCACUGCGAUUGGACGUACUGCUUGACUAGCCCAUACGAAAACAAUACCCUGAAUCAUCGAGGGUAUCGCCACCAUAUUGAAUGGAAUCGCGAAUCGUUAGUUCACAACAAGUCGUUUUACGCCUCACAGAACAAAGUUCCUGAAAUAAUUACUGAAGCCAUGCGAUUUGGUGCUCAAAAUGAAGACGCAGAUGCAACUCCGACUCCAAAAGGGAAAGAGCUUGAAGCACAUGAAAAUGGCAAUGCUCAAGAAAUUAAUGACACUCCAAAUAACGGCAAGUUAGAAAAUGGAUCACACUCGAAUGGUUCCCAUCAAGUCUCCAAUGGCAGUGACACUAAGGCAGUGCACAUGUUUGAAAGGAUCGGAAGAUCUGAAAUUAAUCCAACUGAAGCUGAGAUUGAAGCACAUGAAAAUGGCACUGGCCAAGAAGUUAUUCACCCUCCAAACAACUACAAGUUAGAACAUGAAUCCUACUCUAGUGAUUCACACCAAGUCUCCAAUGGCAGUGAGACUAAGAUAGCAUACGUGUUUGAAACAAGAAGAGAGCAAAUUUAUCCAACUGAAGCUGACAAGGGUGAACAUGUCACUGAGGCUAAACCACACAUUGAAGAGUAUGAUCUCGAGAAGAUUAUAGAUCAACAAGAAACUCAUGACCUGUACUGUCCCAAUUGCAACUCGUGCAUAACUCGAAGGGUGAUUCUGAAGAAGAGGAAAAGGACACCAAGAAUACCAGAUGAACCAACAAAGAAACCGCAUACUGAAGAGCAGCCUUCUACUGCUGCACCUGAAAGGGAUGGCCAAGAAUCACCUGAAGUAUUCAGAUGUCUGUCAUGCUUCUCCUUCUUCAUUCCAACAGGAUGUGGUUUGAACAUAUUCCGUAUAUUUGGAGGGAGAGACUUGCACCAGCAAGCUGAUGUUCAGCAACCUUCUGCCCCAGAGCAGAUGCCUCAGUCUGAAAAUUGUGCAAGUUGGCUUCUUUCUUGUUUCCAGCCUGGAGACGGUCCAAACCAACCUUAUGCAGAUGCAGGUUCAGCAACGACACCACUGUUACCUGAUAAACAGAGCCUCAGUGGUACAAUCACAACAGCUGCAGCUAGCACAUCUGUGCAUAGUCAUGGUUCAAUUGGAAAACCAGAUCAGUCGACUGAAUCAUCUUCCCAGGUCCAAACCACCACUACAACCACAAUUACAACUACAACGGCAACAGAAAGCACGUCGUCUACAACCACAUCAGAAGCAGCUAGCUCAUCAUCUCACACGACGGCUGCUACAGGAUUCCUUCAGACAGAGGUAAUCGAAGCGAUGACUGGUCAAAUUCUUCCCCCAAAGCCUGCUGGUGUUGCCGUGACGGAUGCAACUCACCUAUCUGGUAAAGAAGGAACUGGAACAACAAUCUUUGAGAAUAGCUCCUUACCAAGCCCAGCAAUUCCUACAUCAGGUUUCAGAGAAAUCCCAGGUGUCAUCCCAAGGGGCGAUAAACUGAUUCCUCAAGCAGCAGAUCCACCUCGUCAUCUAGUGUUACCAGUCUCUGAUGCUCCCACAACUGAGAAUCAUCCACGUGUUCCUACAUCUGGACAAAGGGAUGAGUGGGAUAUACUGAAAUCCAUAGUGUAUGGAGGCUUAGUCGAAUCAGUUACGAGCCUCUCUAUUGUUUCAGCAGCAGCAGCAAGUGGUGCCAAAACAUUGGAUAUAUUCAUCUUGGGCAUAGCUAACCUAAUUGGUGGGAUUCCUCUCAUUUUUCACAAUAUCUCUGAUCUGAGAAACCUCGGAGAUGUGAAUGGCAACGAUGAGCAAGUUGGCCACUACUGGUUGCAGCUUGGAAGGCGAUCAAAGUUCCGGCUGCACAUGUUCCUAGCCUUGCUAUCAUACAUCAUGUUUGGGCUACUGCCACCAGUCCUCUACGGACUGUCAUUCCGCAAGAGUGACGACAGGGAGAACAAGAUGAUGACAGUAGCUGCUGCAUCCCUUGCAUGUGUUGCUCUGCUAGCACUCGGCAAGGCGCAUGUCAGCAGAUCCAGGACCUACUUCAAGACCCUCAUGUACUACCUGAUGAUCGUCGUCAGCGCCUCUGGGCUGUCGUACGUCGCCGGUGUACUGAUAACGAGGCUUCUGGUACACUUUGGGAUCAUUGAUCAAGGCGCGUCAGCUCCUCCUGCACCUCCAAGUCUGUCAUCGUCGUUCCCUUAUGCAGUGGGUGCAGAAACAUCUGCCUGGGCCUCAUUCUGAAGUCUGAAGUUCCUCCUGUAAUCUUGUUGGUGACAAAAAAGAAGACAUGCAUGAGUUCAAGAGAAUUUCCCGAAGAAACAACCGGCUUUUGAGUUGCUAGCUGUUAUUUUGUUGUAAUUUUGGAGUCAAUAAAGGUUGAUGCUUUUCACAGCAUUCUGGUGAUCUUCACCACUCAGCUUUAUCUGUACCGUACAGCAUUAUUUUCGAACAUCAAGUUUGGUAUUGUGCCCUUUUCUGUUGUCAAGUUCUGAUGUAAUGCAAUAAUUCAGAGGGAAGCGCA
Brachypodium distachyon (stiff brome) is the source of this 3057-nucleotide messenger RNA. RefSeq names its product membrane protein of ER body 2. The transcript is spliced from 10 exons. The record is from RefSeq and is a predicted model, not a curated record. NCBI's taxonomy places the organism in Eukaryota, Viridiplantae, Streptophyta, Magnoliopsida, Poales, Poaceae. The coding region runs from base 270 to 2777 and encodes 835 amino acids.